Drosophila navojoa is the source of this 1353-nucleotide messenger RNA. RefSeq names its product cleavage stimulation factor subunit 1 Cst50 (gene CstF50). NCBI's taxonomy places the organism in Eukaryota, Metazoa, Arthropoda, Insecta, Diptera, Drosophilidae. Gene Ontology annotation, cellular component: mRNA cleavage stimulating factor complex. Gene Ontology annotation, biological process: mRNA 3'-end processing. Gene Ontology annotation, molecular function: RNA binding; protein binding. The record is from RefSeq and is a predicted model, not a curated record.
GCUCGUUCAUCACUAAUUUUUUUAUUUAUAAAGAAAGAUGCGCGACGAAAUUUUGGAUCCACAUAAUUUGGUAAAAAACCGGGAAAUAUUAUACCGGUUAAUGAUAAGCCAGUUAAUGUACGAUGGCUUGGAGAAAUUUGCUAUGGAGCUGUCCAUGCUGGUCAAGGCCGAUCAGUGUGCUCCAAGCGAGCGCCUGCUGCAUGUCAUGAUCUCCGGCAUGCAGUCAAUGUCUGAUAAGGAUAAGACCAACACGGAUGAUGUGCUGCCAGGUAUUGAUCUAGAAUUCGAGCCAGAAGCGUCGGCACUAGCUCCCGAGCCGCAUUCCUAUGAGACCGCUUAUGUGACGUCGCACAAGCAGGCUUGUCGUGCCGGUGCCUUCAGUUUUGAUGGAUCCUUGGUCGCCACGGGCAGUGUGGAUGCCAGUAUUAAGAUAUUGGAUGUGGAGCGCAUGUUGGCAAAAUCAGCUCCAGAGGACAUCGAGCCGGGACGCGAGCAACAGGGCCAUCCAGUUAUACGCACGCUUUACGAUCACACAGAUGAGGUGUCGUAUCUAGAGUUUCAUCCCAAAGAGCACAUUCUGGCAUCAGCAUCGCGCGAUGGCACCGUCAAACUCUUCGACAUUGCCAAACCAUCGGUGAAGAAGGCGCACAAAGUGCUUACCGAUUGCGAGCCAGUACUAUGCGUAUCCUUUCAUCCAACUGGCGACUACAUAGCAAUUGGCACAGAGCAUCAUGUGCUGCGUGUUUAUGAUGUGCAUACAACACAGUGCUUUGUUAGCGCCAUUCCAUCGCAACAGCACAAAGCGGGCGUCACCUGCGUCAAAUAUUCGCCCACAGCAAAGCUCUAUGCAACAGGCAGCUUCGAUGGCGACAUAAAAAUCUGGGAUGGCAUCAGCGGCCGUUGCAUCAAUACCAUUGCUGAGGCUCACAGUGGAGCAGCCAUUUGCUCCUUGCAGUUUACGCGAAACGGAAAGUAUUUGCUUUCAUCUGGCAUGGAUUCGAUUGUAUAUCUGUGGGAGCUUUGCACAAGUCGACCCAUACAAACAUAUACUGGCGCUGGCACCACCGGCAAGCAGGAGCAUCAAGCGGAAGCUGUAUUCAAUCACACUGAGGACUAUGUUCUGUUCCCUGAUGAGGCGACCACGUCCUUAUGCUCGUGGAACUCACGCAAUGGCUGUCGCCUCACGCUCAACUCUCUGGGUCACAACGGACCUGUGCGCUACAUAACCCAUUCACCCAAUGCGCCAGCUUUUCUCACCUGUUCCGAUGAUUUCCGUGCACGUUUCUGGUAUCGUCGUGCCAAUAAUCAAUAAUUGUUAGACUAAGAUUUUAAUAAAUAAAAGUAAGUGACAAA